GCCGAGUCACCCCAUAUUUUCUCUCUCUUCCAUUUUCUCACUCAUCGUCUCUUUCAGUUGCUAAUCUUCUUCACUACACAACAUCAACAAUUGUUUUAAUCACAUUUUUAUUCAUAGUCUAUGCAAAUAGAUCUCGUUUUUCAUCUCUCUCUCCCUUUACCCAUCGAUCGAUCGAUCUCUUUACGCCACCACGAAACAAACUGUAGUGUAUACUCACGAAGCUCCCAGAUUCCUGGAUGUUUUCACGCCCUUUUUGAUGAUUAAAGAUCCUCAUUCAAUUUUCUCCGAUCAAUUUUGCUAAUUUGAUGCUCCAGUUCCUUUUAUCCGAUCAAAUAUUAAGAGGGAGCCGAUGUCAAUUAUCUGCGGUCUCCCCAUUCUCGAAUGCGUAUACUGCCUAGCAUGCACUAGAUGGGCUUGCAAGAGAUGCCUCCACAAUGCAAGCCGCGACAGCGAGUCGUGGGCCCACGCCACCCCCGAAGAAUUCGACCCGAUCCCUCGCCUCUGCCGCUACAUACUAGCCGUAUACGAAAAAGACCUCACACAGCCAACUAUGCAGCCUCCUCAAUCCUACAACAUAGAUCCGAAAUGCUUGAUCACGAAAAAAAACUACAAAGACACACGUGGCAAAGUGCCGCCGUACUUACUGUACCUCGACCACACUCACUCCGAUAUAGUUCUUGCUAUACGAGGCCUUAAUUUGGCUAAGGAGAGCGAUUAUGCAGUUUUAUUGGAUAAUAAGUUGGGGAAGAUGAAAUUCGAUGGAGGGUACGUUCAUAACGGGCUUUUGAGAGCCGCCGAGUGUAUUUUGGAUGCGGAGUGCGAUUCUUUGAAGGAAAUGGUGGAGAAGUAUCCGAGCUAUACUUUGACUUUUACGGGGCAUUCACUUGGAUCGGGUGUGGCGGCGCUGAUGACUAUUGUGGUGGUGCGGAAUCGAGAUAGGUUGGGGAAUAUCGAGAGGAGGAGGAUCAGGUGCUACGCUAUUGCGCCCGCUAGGUGUAUGUCGCUUAAUUUGGCCGUGCGGUACGCUGACGUCAUAAAUUCCGUUGUUCUUCAGGAUGAUUUCUUGCCUCGAACAGCUACUCCUUUGGAGGACAUCUUCAAAUCACUAUUCUGUUUGCCAUGCCUAUUAUGCUUAAGGUGCAUGAGAGAUACAUGCAUAUCAGAGGAGAGGAUGCUUAAAGAUUCAAGAAGGCUGUAUGCACCCGGUCGCCUUUAUCACAUUGUCGAGAGAAAACCAUUCAGAUGCGGAAGGUUUCCUCCGGAAGUGAGGACAGCAGUUCCGGUGGACGGAAGAUUCGAGCACAUAGUUCUGUCUUGUAACGCGACUUCAGAUCACGCCAUUCUUUGGAUAGAGAAAGAAGCUCAAAAGGCUUUGGAAUUGAUGCAAGAGAAAGACAACGAGCUGAAAAUUCCUGCAAAGCAGAAGAUGGAGAGGCAGAAGACGUUAGUUAAGGAGCACGAAGAAGAGCACACUGCUGCUCUGCGAAGGGCAGUUACUUUAGCGGUUCCACACGCAUUUCCGCCUCCUCAAUACGGAACCUUCGAUGAAAAGGAUAACGAGGGUGACUCAUCAGGUAAAGGCAAGGGUAAAGAAAGUUGGGGUGUACUUAUCGAUCGUCUUUUUGAGAAGGGCGAUUCUGGUCAUAUGGGUCUAAAGAAACUUAUUUUUUCUGAUUGA
Messenger RNA from Erythranthe guttata (spotted monkey flower), 1678 nucleotides. RefSeq lists its product as uncharacterized. The record is from RefSeq and is a predicted model, not a curated record. NCBI's taxonomy places the organism in Eukaryota, Viridiplantae, Streptophyta, Magnoliopsida, Lamiales, Phrymaceae. Gene Ontology annotation, biological process: lipid catabolic process.